AUGGAUUAUUUACUUUCAUUUUUCAGUUAUUGUUUACCAUGUUUUCCAAAUUUAUCAAUACCAUCCAUCAAAAUAAAUAAAAUAAAAUUUAAAAUACUUAAAUUAUUAGGUGAAGGUAGUUAUUCAUUUGUUUAUUUAAUUUUACAACAAUCAUCAGCAAGAUCAUUGGCUUCUUCUACUCAACAAUAUUCUUCUUCUUCAUUAUUUGCAUUAAAAAAAAUUAAAUGUCUUUAUGGUAAUCAAGAUGAAAUUUAUAAGAAACUGUUGAUUGAAAUUUCAAAUUAUAAGAAAUUUGAAAAAUUAAAAAACCCACAUUUAAUUAAUAUGAUAACUUAUGAAAUUUUAAAUGAUUAUGAUGGUUCAAAAAGUAUUUAUAUUGUGUUACCAUAUUUUGAAAAUAGUUUACAAGAUAAGAUUAAUAAUCAUUUAUUAAAUAAUGAGACAUUUUAUGAUGAAAGUGAUGGAAUUGAAAUUUUAAAAAUAUUUAUCGGAAUUUGUCGAGGUGUAAGUGUUUUACAUAAUUAUAAAUCAAAAGUAAGAAAAAAAAGGAGGGUGAAGAAUAGUUCAAAUGUUUUUGAUCAAACUACACCAGAAACUGAAACAUUACUAAAUGAUGAUGAGAAUGAAAUACAAGUGGGAAGUAAUGAAGUUCAAGGUAUUCUGGAUGAUAAUGAUGAUGAUAAUGAUGAUGAUGAUGAUGAUGAAGAUGAUGAUGAAGAUUUUGGAAAUGAAAGUCAACGUAAUAGUUUUAAUUUAAACUCACUAGUUGAGCCAUCACCUUAUGGUCAUUUUGAUUUAAAACCAUCGAAUAUAAUGAUGUCACCAGAAGGAUUACCAGUAGUCAGUGAUUUAGGUAGUUGCAAACCAGCGCGAACAAUUAUAAAAAAUAAACAACAAGCGUUGAACAUGACUGAUUUUGUUCAACAAUAUUGCUCAUUACCAUAUAGAGCACCAGAAUUAUUCCAAAUUGAUAUUAAUCAAGAAAUUGAUGAGUCUGUUGAUAUUUGGUCAUUAGGCUGUAUAUUAUAUUCAAUAUUAUUCAAUUAUUCACCAUUUGAAAAAUUGGAAAUUGAACAAGGAGGUAAUUUGAGUUUUAUUAUACAGAAAGGUAAAUUUGAGAUACCAAAAAUCAAUGAUGAUAAUGAUAAUGAUAAUCACAAGUACUCACAAGGUUUAAUAAAAUUAAUUCAAAAUUGUUUAAAAAUCAAUGCAAAAGAAAGGCCAAAUAUAAAUGAAUUACUAGAAUCAAGUUUAAAAUUGUUGAGGAAUCAAGAAGAAAAUUAG
Insectozyma verbasci is the source of this 1284-nucleotide messenger RNA. The record is from the annotation of a GenBank genome assembly. NCBI's taxonomy places the organism in Eukaryota, Fungi, Ascomycota, Pichiomycetes, Serinales, Debaryomycetaceae.